Labeo rohita (rohu) is the source of this 2170-nucleotide messenger RNA. RefSeq lists its product as uncharacterized. The coding region runs from base 24 to 1385 and encodes 453 amino acids. Gene Ontology annotation, biological process: protein phosphorylation; mRNA processing; intrinsic apoptotic signaling pathway in response to endoplasmic reticulum stress. The record is from RefSeq and is a predicted model, not a curated record. NCBI's taxonomy places the organism in Eukaryota, Metazoa, Chordata, Actinopteri, Cypriniformes, Cyprinidae. Gene Ontology annotation, molecular function: RNA endonuclease activity; ATP binding; protein serine/threonine kinase activity. Gene Ontology annotation, cellular component: IRE1-TRAF2-ASK1 complex. The transcript has 6 exons.
GAUCAGUGAGUAUUUGACGAACCAUGGCAUUCCCAAGGCAGAUCCCAGUCGUAGCAGGACCUAGCAAAACACAAAGAGAAAAAAACAUUGACCAGAUACUAAAGACACUCAAUGUCAUUAAGCAGAAGAUGACUGAGGAGUUACUGAGUUUGUGUGAAAAACUGUAUUCAGUGAUGAACUGUCACACUUUAGUUACAUCAGAUGAGGAAUCAAAUUCAAACGAGCAGCCGUUCAUACAGACAAAUGAGAACUCAAGAAGGUGGCAUCAAACCAGCCGUCGUUGGUGGUCCAAGCGUGAAAAUCUAGCUAACACUGAUGCCAGCAGGACAUACAAACUGCCAGCUCUUACUCUGGUUCCUGAACCUGAAUUUGAAGGAAGUGAUGGAGCUCAAGUUUUCCUUGGGUUGAGGGAUGAUGGCACUGAGGAUGUGAAUAUCGGAUACCUUGUUCUUGAGCUUCGUAAGUACACACUGAAGGAAUAUAUUCAAGAUCAUUUACCAGAUGACACGGCUGAGAGAACUUUGGUUCUGAAGAAGCUGGUGAAGGAAGUUCUCUGCAUUUUAAAGGUUUUACACGACCAGCAGACCAAAGUGCUCCAUUGCGACAUCAAACCCCAGAAUGUCCUGAUUGUCAUAACUGGAAAAGCCAGACUGGCUGAUUUUGGCAUAAGUCUUCGACUGAAACAGGAUGAAACAACUUUAAAAACAAGCAUUGCUGGAACUGAAUGCUGGAAGGCAAUGGAGACUAUAAAUGAGAAGUUCAACACUAGGGACAAGAGGAGCUCAGACAUUCAGGUUGCUGGGAUGUUAGUCUACUACAUUCUCUCUGGAGGACACCAUCCGUUUGGUGAAGAUGUGGAUUGUGAGUACAACAUUUCACGAGGAAGAUACUCACUGGAGCAUCUGGAUGAUGAUGUAGCGAAGGAUCUCGUUGAAUGGAUGAUCAAUGAAGAUCCAAUCGAGAGACCAACUGUGGAGCAAACCCUCGCACACCCCUUCUUCUGGGCUGAUGACAGGAGAGUGGAGUAUAUAAAAAAACUGGGAAACCAGAAAGAGGUCGAGAACUGUCGUAAUGCUGAUGAGGAGCUCCUUCAAGCUGUUAAAAUAUACACAGAGGGGAAAAGCUUUUCUAAAUGGAAAACUAAAUUGUCACCUGAGCUUGUCCAGAAACUGGAUGGUAAGAAGAAACCCUAUCCUGAGAACACACUGGGCCUGCUGCGAUUUAUACGCAACCUACACGAGCAUUAUCUAGAAGACGCAGAGAGCAUCAAUCUGAUGGCUUCAUUCCCUGAUCUGUUUGGGAGUGUGUUCAGGUUUGCGAAGGAGAGAGGAUGGAACUCCAGGCUGGGUCUGGAACCGUUCUUCAGCUCAGCUCCACAGAUCUGAUUGUUGUCAUUUUUGGUUUUCAUAUGUAUAUGACGACAUGGAUGAUCGUAAAUGGGAUCCUAGUGCCAGCCAGUCUGAAGCAAGUCCACCGACUAGCAGCUCUGAACAACACUUGCAACAACAAAAAAACCACUUACUGAUAAUUUCAACUCAGGAAGGAGAUUGUCAAAUUUGGAGCAAGUAACCAAAUUAAUGGUCAAAGACAAAGCACAUUAUGACCAUCACUUGACAUCACUUGAGGAAAUCAUCAGUAGAGACUUUGUUGGGUGGUCCCCCCCCCCCACUCAGGACAAAGCCCAGGCUCCUUCUAGACCUUUUGACCUUUUUGUUCCUCAGAGAACACGUCCUCACAUUAAAAGAACGACACAGAGACUGUCUUUUGCAUAUGUAGAUGCGCCAAAAUGAUCUCAAAAGGACUUAUAAACGAAUAUCAGUCCAAUGCAUAACUCCAUAUCGUGUAUGUAACCCACACUAAUCAAUCACAAGUCUAAAUGGUCAAGACACCAUUUGGGAUGUGUCCAACAGCCGAGUUUAAAGGGGUCAUAUGAUGUUUCUAAAAAGAACAUUAUUUUGUGUAUUCAGUGCAUUGUGAUUGGCGGAAUACCUCAAGCGUGUGACGGAAAUGUUACGCCCCUUACCAUGUUGUGAUCACAGUGUCUCCGCAAGAUGGCAGCAGCUGCAACAGUACUACAGAAUAAAAGUUACGCCUUCUUUCUUUGCAUAUACAUGUGGGCGGAGUCACGCAAAUCUUCCCACACAGUGAUGUAGACGUGGGGGCGUGUUUG